This is a messenger RNA of Eufriesea mexicana, 1527 nucleotides long. RefSeq lists its product as uncharacterized. Lineage: Eukaryota; Metazoa; Arthropoda; Insecta; Hymenoptera; Apidae. The record is from RefSeq and is a predicted model, not a curated record.
AUGAGGAUUCGCCCGGGAUGCGUGGCUGCAUUAUUUGUGCUGCUGCAAAUCGCUUUUGUGGCGAGCAAGGCAGUCGAUCAGAGUCAACUACAACAAAAGUCUCAGCAACAAACUCCAUAUGGCACAGCGGCACAAAAGAGAUGGGGUGGUGACUUGGGAGGUCACGGCGGUGAUCUAGGUACCGGUUACGGUGGAGACUUCAGCAGUCAUGGUGGAGAUUUAAAUGGUCAUGGUGGUGACCUCGGCGGUAAUCUUGGAGGUGGCUUCGGUCAUUCUGGAGGAGCUGCCAUUUCCGCAAGUUUUGGCCAUUCUGGAGGUAGUGGUAUCGACGGUAGUCUGGGUCAUUCCGGAGGUGGUGACAUCGGUGGUGGUUAUAGUCAUUCCGGUGGCGGUGAUAUUGGUGUUGGUUUUGGUCACUCUGGAAAUGGAGGUGGCGCUACAGUCGAAGAACAUCACGAUGAUCAUCAUGAUCAUCAUGAUAAAGGGUAUUGGAAGAAGAAAUUAAUCUGGAAACCAGGAUGGAAGAAAAUAUGGAAACCUGCGAAGAAACAAAUUUGGAAGCCCGCUUGGAAGAAAAUUUGGAAACCUGUGUGGGAACCAACGAAGAAAGCAGUGUGGAAGAACAUCGAGGUACCAGCUUGGAAAAAGAUUUGGAAGCCAGUAUGGAAGGAAAUACAGGUCCCAGUGUGGAAGGACAUUCAAGUACCAGCAUGGAAGAAAGUCUGGAAACCCGUCUGGAAACCUAUAAAGGUUCCAGCUUGGAAAGAAAUUCAGGUACCCGCGUGGAAAAAGAUCUGGAAGCCGGUUUGGAAAGAAAUUCUGUGGCAAUAUAGUAGCCAUGAUUUGUGGAAGAAAAAACUAAUCUGGAAACCUUUAUGGAAAAAGUAUUGGAAACCGGCGAAAAAACAGAUUUGGGUACCAGACAAAAAGUUAGAGUGGGUAGAAGCCUGGAAGCAAAUCUGGAAGCCAGCUAAGAAACAAAUUUGGGUAGAUGAUAAGAAACUGAUAUGGAAGGAAGAAUGGAAACAGAUCUGGAAACCAUCCAAAAAACUUAUUUGGGUACCUGAUAAAAAAUUAGAAUGGAAGGAGGCUUGGAAACAAAUUUGGAAGACUGAAAAGAAACUGGAAUGGAUACCUGAUAAGAAAUUAGCCUGGAAAGAAGCUUGGAAACAGAUCUGGGUACCAGCCUGGAAGGAAAUUUGGGUUCCAGCAUGGAAGAAAAUUUGGAAGCCAGUCUGGAUAUCGGAAUGGUUUCCCAUAGAUGACCAUCAUCCUCAUCAUCACGGCUGGGAAGAUCGAAAGGAUACUCAGGCUCAAAGUACUCAAGUAGUUCCUUACAAUCCUGACAAUAUCUCAAAGCAAAAUGUUCAAGGUCAGCAACAACAACGGCAAGUCGAUGAGAAUAAAGUUAGGUGGGAUAGAUCAUCGAAAACUGAAGCUCCAUCGAUAAGUCAAGACCUGGUACCACCGCCGGCAUCAAAUAAUCAGAGCGGCCUGGCAGGCAAUUUCGCGUUCCCUAAUCACUGA